Messenger RNA from Annulohypoxylon truncatum, 3701 nucleotides. RefSeq lists its product as uncharacterized. Gene Ontology annotation, molecular function: S-adenosylmethionine-dependent methyltransferase activity. The record is from RefSeq and is a predicted model, not a curated record. Bases 263 to 3262 code for a protein of 999 amino acids. The transcript has a single exon. Lineage: Eukaryota; Fungi; Ascomycota; Sordariomycetes; Xylariales; Hypoxylaceae.
AAAACUACUUGCUCCCGAGCACCUGGUAGGUCUCGUCUCCUUUACUCUCUUCUCUCAAGCUUCCUUGUGGUUGCCUCAGUUCAUACUUCGCUUUCGUUGAACGAAGCGUUUCUGUCGUUAAAGCAUUUUCUUCCACUGCCUUUGCUUUCAACGACGCCGGACGUCAUAUUUUAGGUCGUCUUACCGUUGCAACACCCAGAAUAGCUGCGGUCUAUUUUUCCUUCAGAAUCUUACUUAUUGCAUAUUUAUAUACACCACCAACAUGCCUGAGCUAGUACUUUUACCGUCUAGCACGUACACACCUCCGUCCCCUUCGCUGGCACGAAGACCGGGGAGGUCACUUAAUACAAUAAUGGAAGAGGAGCCGGAAGGGUCGCAAAGGUCGAUGGCGUCGAGGGGUCGUAAAAUACAAGCCAAUUCAUCCAACGAGAAAAUCGUACAAUGGUUAUCACCACGAAGUGACCAUUUCCCGACUCCGCGAGGAUUUCACUUCCUAUCAGCUCCAAUACUACCUGAGUCACCGUCAACUGCUUCUGUGGACGAAAGCAAUUCGCCGUCAAUAACGUCCUCGGACCCCUGGAACCGAGAGAGCAUAAGUACUGACGUGACAGAGUUUGACGAUAUCUACGAAAUCUCAGACGAAGAAGACUCUCGACGGAUUUCGAGGAAGUCUUCGAUAAAGCGUCGGAACAGCUCCCGAAACACGAUGCUAAAGCGAACCGCAACUCAAUCUUCGGCCUCACACCGGGCUCUCCCGCCUCUAGUCAUCCCGGCGCAACAAGAACAAAAUGCCGAGAGCUUGUCAGGUAGGCCGGAAUUCAAGAGACUGAUGUCGCCUCUACCUCCUACGCCACCGGCCAAGGUUGAAAUGUCACCAGCUGUGAUCUCAUUUUUACAGGCCCAACAAUCUGAGGAGGUACCAACCAUUUCCGCUCCACCGUCCCUUGAUGGAAGUUUGAGCUCCGAUCAAAUGGCUGCUCUGUCUGCUCCGCCGACACCAGUCAUUGGAGAGGAAGAAAGUACCACUAACACGGAUUGGUCUGGAGUCCAGCUACAACCUGCUGCUCUGGCUACGCUACAAGCAUUGUCGGGAAGCGAGGACUCUGAGGAAGAGUAUCACCCAGAGCAGGUUAUCGAAGUUACGGAAGAACGAAGACCGGAAAUGUCGCAGCAAACACCGCGCCUGCUCACUUCCAUGUCACGACCGAUCCGUAGGGUAUCAACUCAGCAGCCUUCCCUCAACGGUUUAACAAGACUUGAGAUUCCUUCUCCCGGAGGUUUCUUCUCUGGUCUUUCUCCCCGCACGAGGCACACUUGGCACCUACCUACAAUGACACCUGAUGAGAAUGCGCCUCCUACUUCGACUACUGCAGAACAGUUCUAUCGUUGCCCGUGGAAUGAGCCUACUCCUCAAGUCCCAACUCUGCCAAAUGUUCCGGUUCUACCUCCUCCUCCACCACGACCUGAGCGCUUUGCUGCCACGCCUCUCCCAUCAGUACCAGUUGAGCAAUUCGUAGAAAUCAGGGGCACAAUGUCGGAUGGCAUUCCAACCGCAAGGCCAGCUGUAUUAGAACAGGUUCUUGAGGCAAGGGGUGAUCUUACCGAAGAAGUAAUCACAGCGCGACGCAUUGAGCCAAGAAACCCCUUAGUCUCCCCUACCGCUUUCUAUGAGCCGUCAAGCCCUCACGAGGAUAUUACUGCCACGGAAAUUGUAACCACCUACGAUCCUGAAUAUGCCAAGAAGCAACAAGAAGCUGCCCUGUCCAACCUGGACCGGACAGAAUUGUGGCUCAUGGCGCAAAAGGCCUAUCUGCAGGGCAUUCUUCCAGAGGAAGAAGUCAAACCAACAGUUGACCCUAAACCAGAGACGCAUGACAUCCAUGUCGAAGAAGAGCCACAGACAAAAGAACCCGAACCUGAGGUGGCAUCCCCAUCGCAGAGGAAGAAGAUGGUUCGCUUCUCCGAAGUUGUAGUCGAGACUGAUAUCCCAAGGACCUUACCGCCCAAGCUUGCACGGCAAGAAUCGGCCUACUAUCGUGCUUUUCAGGACUAUAUCAUUAGGUCCCGCAAUCAUGAUCCCUUCGUCCAUCGUCUUCCUCGCUUUGAGGCCUUGCAGGCUCAGCGCGUCUCUCUACGCGAAACUCAUCGUAACCAGCUUCUUGGAAAGUACCAAUUAUCUGUGAUGCCUCAGUCAGCUAAAAAGCGGAUGAGUGCCAACGUAGCCCGUGGUGACGACAUUCUCGUCGAUGACCCCGAGAAACUGAAGCGGGAGAAGGAACACGAAGCACUAACUCAAAUGUCCAUGGCAAACUGGCACGUCGGCGCAAUCAAGGCUUUGAACGGUGGACGUCUAUUUUCCGCUCCUAUUGCCAAGCGUCUCGCCCGCCUCUCCCGCAUUGGCGGCGCCAAAGACCGGGCGCGUAUCCUGGACCUAGGCGGUCAGGCUGCUUGCGGCUGGGCUUGGCACUGCGCUAUCACGUACCCCAACACUAAAGUGUACACGGUGACAACCAAGGCGAUCCGACAGUUAUCCAACUCGAACAUCCGAGGCCCGCCCAACCAUCGACAGGUCGCAGUAGAGAGACUCACGAAGCUGCCAUUCCCCGACGGUCACUUUGACCUAGUGUCAGCGCGCGAGCUACAUUCAAUUCUCAAGUUCAUCGGCGAGAACGGCGAAGAUGAGUGGGAUAGCUGCUUAAGCGAGUGCAUGCGCGUGCUUAAGCCCGGUGGGUACCUCGAUUUCUCGAUCCUCGACUCGGACAUCACCAACGCGGGCCCACUUGGCCUCGCCAAGUCCGUCGAAUUUGGGUUUGCCCUGAAAACCCUCGGCUACGACUCGUCCCCAACCCGGAUGUUUAUCAGCCGUCUUAACCGCGCUGGUUUCGAAGGCGUGCGCCGCGCGUGGGUGUGUCUCCCUAUGGGACCGGACCCCGCCGUCCGACGUAACCGCAGAGUAGUGUGUGACAGCUUUACGGGAGUAGAGCGUCCGCUCGACCUUGAGGCCAUGGUGUGCGGCAGCACGGAGGCGGCGGCCUCAGUUACGGGCCUAGCAGGGAGCUGGGCGUGGGAGAGGUGGCUGUUGAGAUGUGAGACGGAGAAGGUGGCGAGUGAAGAACGUCUCGGAUUCUUCGAGGUGGAAGCGGAGAGAGAGAAGGCGAGCAAGUGCCUCGAUGGCGUGCAUGAGGUUAUUGAGGAGGGGAGGAAAGUUGGCGCCGGGUUUAGGUGCUUGAACGGAUAUGCUAGGAAGCCUACCGAAUGUUAGGUUGGCCAAUCCACUACUAAGGGUAAAUAAAGGGUUACGGGCUGUUAAUGGGGGAGUAUAAUCGAUCUUUAUAAGAUUAGGAAGGGGAUUCUCUUAUGUGUAAUGCGGUUGGGUUACGGGUAUGUGUGUACGCAUGGACGUAUGCAUGGAUAUGAGGUGCGUGUAUGGCUGGUGAUGAUACCCCGUUCGGAAAUUGGGAGGGAAAAUAUAUACUAGAGAAUGGGAUAUCUUCCGCUAAGCAUGAGUACUUGUGUAAAAUGUAAGAUUGGUUUAACGUAUUUGGUUUGAUUCGUGUUGAUUUUGUCUUUGGAUGUCAGUAUCUUAUGUAUGGCGCGUAUAUGUAGGUGAUCCCAAAAGUUAUAUACCACCUCCUUAUCGCUCCCUUCUCACAUAUGGUAGACAUUUCUCCCCCUCAGUCUGAAAUAUAUUGACAUCCACU